UUUCCCCAUAUAGGUGAAUUUCUGUAGAAUCUACCAAACCAUAAGAAUGACAUUUCUACACAUUGCCUUCUUCUUGUGGAUUCUCUGUGGGGUUUCUGCUCAUAACUCUUGUGAGAAAUAUCGGAAUGUUGCCCUUCAAGGUCGAGCAACUCAGUCCUCAAUUUUAAACUUGGUAGAAUUUGGCUUCCAGUCAGCAGCAAUAAAUGCAAUUGAUGGCAACCUGGACCCUCUGUUUCACCACGGUUCCUGCUCACAUUCACACAAUGAAUUGUCUCCCUGGUGGAGGGUGGACUUGCUGAGACCGUACAAAAUUGCCUACAUCACCAUCACUAAUAGACGUGGAUGGAGUGAAAGACUGAACGGUGCUGAAAUUCUUGUUGGAAACUCUCUGAGCGACAAUGGUAACAAUAAUCCCAGGUGUGGAGUGGUUACAUCUAUCCCAGAUGGAGGAACACAAAACUUCCAAUGUCAUGGCAUGGUUGGCAGAUACGUCAAUAUAAUUAUACGUGGAAAAGCAGAAUUUCUGCAAUUAUGUGAAGUUCAAGUCUGGACUGGUAGCAAGCAUUGA
Messenger RNA from Staurois parvus, 568 nucleotides. The record is from the annotation of a GenBank genome assembly. Lineage: Eukaryota; Metazoa; Chordata; Amphibia; Anura; Ranidae.